AUGCAAAAACCUCUACGAGCCCAGGAGCUCCCAUCCGGACAUCCCGAUAACCCUCACAGCGUUUCCGCACCGAUUUCAUCUGUGUCGAAGCCAGGUGUUCCUGGUGACGUCCAGGAGGAAUAUCAAUCGGCAACCAAUCUGCACGAGAGGAAGGGUGCCACCGACUCCCUGUCCGAAGAUGAGUUGAAAUACCUCUUUUUUGGAGCACCGCAUUUUCUGCUGGAGAAGGGUCACUGCUCAUGGUGGUAUCCUCAUGUCAUUUUCCCUUGGGAUUAUAGCUCGAGAAUUCGAAACCUCGCAGACCGAAGGGCACUGCAGCACCCUUCUUUCAUGCCCUCGACACUCCAUGCCCAUAUCCCAGUAACUUCAAAUGGUGCGGGAAUACAAAUAUAUCCGGAUGCCCUAACUGAAAGGCAUGGUUCCAGACCGCCCUCGUUUGACAUUGGCGUGUUCGAAAUUCCAAACAUGCAUUCAUCAAGGGCAAAAGAGGCUGGCUGCAUUGGAUCCCGUAAUUUCAUUGGAGCUACCGAUUGCAUCGCACCUGGGCCGCGCGGAAAAGAUGAUCCAUACACCGAUUAUCGGCCAAAUAUUACCCUUGAGCGUUUGAAAUUAGUCGCGGCAGGCCCUUCGGCAUGGAAUCGUAUUGGGGUGCGCAAUUGCUCCAUGAAGACCAUCACGGAGAGGCUCCAAACGUUAUCGGAUAUGCACGACCAAGUCACGCUCAAGGAGACCGUUGCGGACCUCCAUCGUCAACUCUUCAGCACGUUUUUAUAUCCCCCACCCGAUAUAGUACAUGCGGAACACCAUGAUAGCUUUCGGUUCCAGAUCAGCACGUUGAUGCAAGUGCUCAAUAUUAAGGGUGCCUAG
Molecule: messenger RNA, 867 nt
Organism: Blastomyces dermatitidis ER-3
Lineage: Eukaryota; Fungi; Ascomycota; Eurotiomycetes; Onygenales; Ajellomycetaceae
Exons: 2
Coding region: 1-867 (288 amino acids)
Source: RefSeq, a predicted model, not a curated record